AUGCAUUAUGCAACACUAUAUUAUUUUAUAGUUUAUGGUUGCAUACCUUUCGAUUACAAUUCAAUUGCGCAAAAUAUCGCGUUACAAUCACAUUAUGCUCUCGGUGAAAAUACUCUCAAAUCGCAACCAAUCAGUAUCAGUAAUACAUUGGAAAAUAGACCCAUUGAUGGAACAAGCGAUUUGUUCUGCUAUGAUUUUGAUUCCAGUUGUCGAUGGCAUAAUUUAGAUAAUUUAUUUAUUCAUGAUGAUUUAAAAUGGUUCCGCGGUAAUGGCUUUCUGGACCGUAAUCGUUUACAGGUAUCAACCGGAACAGACAUCACACCUGAUGGAAGUUAUAGCAUUGUGGCAACAGAUCAAAUUCAGGCUCCGAAUUCGAAAGCGACAUUAGUUAGUGAUGUAAUAACCUGUCAGGUUGGAGUGGGAGAACUGCGAUUCAUGUACUGGAUAAGUCCAGAAGUAAGAUUAACAGUAUGUCUAAAGCGCAUUAGUCAAUCAUAUCCAAAUUUUGACUUCUGCACCAGUCCGAUAAGAGGAGGGAGUCCAGGACCGGCGCAAAUUAGUAUUGAUGACCUUGGAAAUGAACCAUUCCAGAUUUUGAUCCAAGCUGAUAAUUUCGUGUUUCACUCUGGUAAUUUGGAAGGUGGUUUUGCGAUCAUUGACAACUUGGAGUAUUAUGGUGAUCUGUGUUUUGAUCCUACUAUGCUUCCGAUUGAUAAAGAUAUCAUCGUAUCGCAUGUUAUGUAUGACGAAAGUGAAUCGACAGGAAGUCCUGGCCCAAAAACUACCUUUACGGAUUAUAAAUCUGUAUGUAAUGUACUACAAUGUACUUUCGACGAUGAUAGUGAUCAGUGUAGCAUAGAUACUUCGAAUUCAAUGUGGUCCAUUGCGCGUCCUAGUAGUGAUGGAAUUCGGAUAGAGAGUAACUCUUCCGGCCCGUUUUACGACCCAGCUGAUUCGUUUAUUUACAUCGUAGGACCUGUAGCAAAGGCUCGUCUUCAUACUGCACCCUUCCAAUCCAUCAUUGAUUUCAACCUUCUUUUCUCUUAUUACAAAACUUCAAACAAUCCAAAACUGCGAGCUAUUAUCAAAAUGAGAGAAAAACCCACAGAAAAAACUGUCUUCACGGCUCUAAUGUGGGAGAAACAGAACAAACAUUGGUACCGAGAACUGAUUUCACUAGAAGCGGGGAUAUACGACUAUGUAGCUAUAGAGAUCCAAAAUUUGGAUGAUGACCAACAAAUCGGUAUUGACGAAUUCUUAGUGUUGGAUUCACAGAAGAGGCCAAUGUGCUCUCAGCAAAGGAAUUCCUGA
Molecule: messenger RNA, 1311 nt
Organism: Cercopithifilaria johnstoni
Lineage: Eukaryota; Metazoa; Nematoda; Chromadorea; Rhabditida; Onchocercidae
Source: the annotation of a GenBank genome assembly